Messenger RNA from Drosophila nasuta, 4660 nucleotides. RefSeq names its product SWI/SNF-related, matrix-associated actin-dependent regulator of chromatin, subfamily a, containing DEAD/H box 1 (gene Etl1). Lineage: Eukaryota; Metazoa; Arthropoda; Insecta; Diptera; Drosophilidae. Gene Ontology annotation, molecular function: ATP binding. The record is from RefSeq and is a predicted model, not a curated record.
UUGCGGUCACGCUGGUUCGCGAAUCCAAACUUGUAGGAAAAUUUACGCUAGUUGAGAGAUUGUAUAUUAAAACUAUUACACUUAUUUCAAAAACGUAUUUUAAAUUAAUAGUGUAUAACUGCAGCUGCAAGUAUCCUUGCCUAGAAAUGUCAGAAAGUCAAGCGCCAACUGUCUCCAAGUCCAGUUUAAACGAUUUGCGACAAUUUCGCAUAAAUAAGAAUGCAGCAGCUGCCUCAGCAAGCCCGGGGAGAACUGAACGUGUGCCUGGCAAGAAGCGUAUCCAGGUGAUGGCUGACAGUGACAGCGACAGCGCUGACUGUCAAACGCCCAAAAAGAUCAAAAUGCAAUUAACGGUGAAGGAAAAAGAAGAGCGUUACAUGGCGGCAGCAAAAAUAAUGCCACAUUAUGAUACAAUGGCCAUACAGGAUGCGUUGUCGCGAACAAAUUGGGAUGUGGCGGCUUCCAUACGCUACCUGAAGGAGCACUGCAAGCCGAAGGCAAAUGGACCAGUGGAUAAGCCAAAGCUAAAGCACGGCACGUCGAAUGGUAGCAGUAGCAAAGCUUCGCAUGGGAGCAAAUCCAAUAGCAACAAUUAUUCGGACUACGAAAACUCGGAUGAUGAUGAUGUCAAACAGUCGAAGGAUCAAGUAUACGACAGCGAUGACAGUGACACUGAAAUGGCCACCAAAAUGACCGGACAGCGGAAGAAAGUGUUUCAGUUUAUGAACAGUGCGACAAUUGUCGAGCUGCAAUCGGUAAAAACGCUGUCCGAGAAGAAAGCCACAGCAUUGAUUGAGCUGCGACCGUUCAAGGAUUGGGCGGAUAUACGCCAGAAACUGGAGGCUAACAAACUGUCGGCGGAUCUACUUAACUAUGCGCAGGAUUUGAUUAAUAAACAGAACACAGUGGCGACCAUUUUAAGCAAAUGCAAUGGCAUGGUCACUCGUUUAGAGGCGGCCAUAGCAAGUGGCUCUAGCAUUGUGGAGCAGCCAAAGAUUCUCACAUCCAGCAUGCAGUUGGCUGAUUAUCAACUGAUUGGCCUCAAUUGGCUGACUGUGAUGCACAAGCAGGAGAUGAAUGGCAUUCUGGCCGAUGAAAUGGGUCUGGGCAAAACCAUACAAAUCAUUGCAUUUCUUGCCUAUCUAAAGGAAAAUGGCUUAAGCAAGGGCGCUCACUUGAUCGUUGUCCCUUCGUCCACACUAGACAACUGGGAGGCUGAGAUGACCAAGUGGUGUCCCAGCUUGGUUGUUGAAAAGUAUCAUGGAUCGCAAGAUGAGAGGCGGAGAAUGCGCGUGCGUUUCGCCAAGGAUGGCUUCACUGGCUUUGAUGUGCUGCUUACCACCUAUCACAUUGUUGGCUCCACGCCCGAGGAACGAAAAAUGUUUCGCGUUUGCAAGCUGCACUAUGUCAUAUUUGAUGAAGCGCAUAUGCUGAAGAACAUGACAACGCAACGUUACAUCAAUCUGAUCAACAUCAAUGCAGAGAUGCGCAUACUUUUAACUGGCACGCCACUGCAGAACAAUCUGCUCGAGUUGAUCUCCUUGCUGUGCUUUGUGAUGCCCAAGUUCUUUGCCAAGAGCAUUGAAGACAUUAAAUCCUUGUUUGUCAAGAAAAACAAAACUGAUGGCGAUCAGGAGGAGUUGUCACAGUUCCAGGAGACGCAGGUUCAGCGUGCCAAGCGCAUUAUGAAACCAUUUGUGUUGCGACGACUGAAGAACGAUGUGCUUAACAAUUUACCCAAAAAACAUAGUUAUGUGGAAAAAGUUCCGAUGAGCGCGUCACAGAAACAACAUUAUAAGGACCUCGUUGAGUACUAUUCGAAUAACAAGGGUGAGGUGUGCAGCAGCAGCGAUCGCGCUGGCGUCACCAUUAUGAUGGAAAUGCGUCGCAUGGCCAAUCAUCCGCUGCUAAUGCGUCACUAUUUCACGGAUGAACAGCUGCGUGGAUUCUCUAAGCGGCUGGCACGUUCCACUUUGUACAAGAAGACAAAUGAACAGUACAUCUUCGAGGAGUUGGCUGUCAUGUCUGAUUUCCAAGUGUAUCAAUUGUGCAACAAAUACGAAUUGUACGAUGUUAAGAUACCGGCCAAUUUGAUAUGCGAUUCGGGUAAAUUUCAAUAUCUGGAUACGUUGCUGCCCAAGCUGAAGGAAGAGGGACAUCGUGUGCUGCUCUUCAGUCAGUUCACCAUGAUGCUGGACGUUGUGGAAGAGUAUCUGAGGAUACGAAAUUGGGGUUUCUGUCGUUUGGAUGGCGCCACAGCUGUAAAGGAACGUCAGGAUUUGAUCACCGAUUUUAACGAUGAUGACGAAAUCUUUGUGUUUCUCUUGUCGACAAAAGCCGGCGGGGUUGGCAUCAAUUUGACAGCAGCCGACACCUGUGUGAUACACGACAUCGACUUUAACCCGUACAACGAUAAGCAGGCUGAGGAUCGUUGUCAUCGCAUGGGACAGAAACGUCCUGUGUCCAUCUAUCGCCUGAUCUCGGAGAGCACCAUUGAGGAGGGCAUUCUGAUGGCGGCCGAAGAGAAGCUAAAACUGGAGAAAGACAUAACGUCGAAUGAGAAGGGAGGCGAAGUCCAUGAGCAGCGUUGUGUGGUCAAGCUGCUGACCAUGGCAUUGGGCCUGGACAAGGAUGAGGAGGAGCGAUUAAAUCAUUCAUUGAACAGCUCCAUAGGCACGCCCACUAAGUAGUCGAUUUAUUAUGCGAGCCGAAUACGGCGACUCACUUUCCAUUUUUUGGUAUGUUAAGUAAUGCUGUUUAUUUUUUAAUUACAAUUAUUUAGCGAGCUCCGAGUUGUGGCUCGAUAUCAUUUUGUAUCUGUAUAUUUAUAAGAAUCAAUAUUGUAUUUAAAUUAUAUACUAUCAAAUUAAAUUAUACACAAGUAAGCACAAUUUGAGAAGUUAAUCAAAGGAAUUGACCACUUUAAGGAAGGUAAAAUCAAUUAUUUCAUAAUUUUAGAUAACUAACAGAAUAGUUGAUUAAUGCGUCAUACGAAUAUAAACUCCUAUCCUUAUCUUUAAAGUCUGUUAGGGAAAACUUUGAAGUAAAUUUAACAAAACAAUUAAAUAAGUUAGCGGUUUCAUCAUAAGUCGAAUAAUCUACCUUUUAUUAAUCAUAGGAUGAACUCUGUUAGUGCAUUCAAAAUUAUUUUACAACAAGUUUGUUUUUGCAAUCUUAAUUGACUUGCUUUAAUAAUGCUAAUAGCUUAACAAAAGCCAUUCUCUAUGUCAAUUAAAUUCUUAAUGCACUUUAACUGAAGUAUUUUGAAUCAUCAGCUGCAACGACGCACUUGACAACCCUUGAAUGAGUAUUUUUAUUCUCUUUUGGUAUAAAAUACUCUCUCUUACUCUUUCGCUCUCUCGCAUGUGAGAUCAUAUGUUGGGCUGGGCGACGCUCGCUGAAGCUUUUCCCUGUGGCGGCGAUUCAUCAAGUUUUCAGUCUUUAACUGAUCGCUCGCGCCGAUGAUUUAAUUUUUAAGUUUAAACGCAGACACAAAAAGAAGCCACCGAGUGUAGCAACUAAACGAUACUCACAUUACCCACACCAUAAAAAAAAUAUAUCGCGAUACAUAAAUAAAAUAAAAUACUUGCAGAUGUGCGAAUGUCUUUUGAAACUUUGCAACCAAUUUGAAUAACGAACACAACAAUAAUCAAUCGAAGUGAAUUUUUUGUAUGAUUAAUUGCAACGAAAAAUUUGUAGGAAAACAAAACAGCGCGUGCGGCAACGAAGCAAAAACAUAAAAAUAAAUUAAUAUCUAUGCUUAUUAUACUACAUGUCUCUGCAUAUGUGCGAGUGUGUGUGUGUGUGUGCGUGAGUAAUAACUGAGAGAACUAGCGAGCGAUCUAACAACGAAAAAGCAAACGAAAAGAAAAAAUUACGCGAACAAACCACAACUAUAAAAAUAACAAAAAAAAACACAACGAGAGUGCGCAGCCGAAUAAUAAGCGCAAAGCAACAAACCAAAAAUAGACAACGCCAAGCGGAAAAAGAAUCAGCAGCAGAAGCAGCAGCUAAUGCAACUGCAGCCGACGUCAGCGUCAACGCGUAUGUGCCAAGCAUAAUUAAACGAGACACGACGCAGCGUAUUCUAGUAUAAAGUAAAUGAUUAUACACACACAUAUGCAAUCAUAUCUCUAUACGAAUCACAACAACACAAACAACUACAACGACCCAGAGGAAGACAAUCAACGAAGACGACGACAACAACAACUACAAUAACAACAAGCAAAAGCAAGCAAGCGAAUAUCCAUAACGACGAUUCUUUAAUCUCUGCCGAACUAGACAGAGAGUCCGAAGGAGACAGAGCGCAAUUAGCAGGCAAGCAAAGCAAAGCAAGAGAGUGCGAAUAGCAACGAAAACUCCCUGAAUAAAAAUUAUAAGAAACUACUAAACUAUUAUUGGAUUGACAUAUUAUUUGCAUUAAAAGACCACGCUAAUACCGAUUAAACGGAGGAUUACAAUUUGUCUUGCAACAAAAUAAAGGAAACGAGAUUACGAAAAAAAAAGAACUAAACUUAGUUAAUUGUAUUAAAAAAGAAAAAUCAAAAACAAAACAAAUGAAAAAACAAGAAUUGUGAUAUGUACAACUUUACUCAAAUAUUGAAAAAACAUAUAUAGAGCUUAUAUUCUGAACUAAACGGAACAUAAGUCGAAAAAGCAA